This is a messenger RNA of Contarinia nasturtii (swede midge), 695 nucleotides long. Its product is annotated as structural maintenance of chromosomes protein 3-like. The transcript has 2 exons. NCBI's taxonomy places the organism in Eukaryota, Metazoa, Arthropoda, Insecta, Diptera, Cecidomyiidae. The coding region runs from base 11 to 388 and encodes 125 amino acids. The record is from RefSeq and is a predicted model, not a curated record.
UGCUGUUGAAAUGGCUGAUAAAAUAGCGGAGAAUGUUGGUGAUGCCGUUGGAGUUGAUAUCUUUGCUCGAUUUGACGAAAUUGAAGAGUCAUUCAACAAUUUAUUCGGGCAGAAGCGCCGACUCGUUGCGUUGCUUUACAUUAUUAGUAUGCAGCAACUGUUGCCGGCACCAUUUUACCUGUUCGAUUCAAUUGAAGAGUUGAUUUUCGAACCGUAUCUUGAACCAUUGAUCACUUACUUGAACGAGCUAUCGAAUACGUCGCAAAUCAUUGCAUCAACAAGACGACGGGGCUUGGUAAAUGGACCUAAUUUUAUUGAUGAUAUAUUUCGAAUGACGGAAGGCGUACCACACGGAGACGCUGAAAUGGUCUCUUACCAAGAAGACUGAAUGCAACGACAACGAAACCAUUAACACUCAUUAUUCAUUUGGUUGAGUUCAUUUUGAAAAAUGUUCAAUCGUUUUUUUUUAUGAGCGGUAGUAUUUUACGAACUCAGCAUUGCUAAAAAUGGUGCACACCGAGAGAGAGAAAGAGAAAGAAAGAUGUCCAGAAUAAAAUACAAAGUUGUUAUUUAAUCGUAUUUAUUCGUCGUGUGCAGACACUUCAAUAAAGUGCAACUUAAAGCGGGUCAUAAAAUAUUGAACAAAAACCAGAAUAUUUUAGUUAUUGUUUGAAAAGAAAGAGAAAAAACAAGCA